Molecule: messenger RNA, 3105 nt
Organism: Miscanthus lutarioriparius
Lineage: Eukaryota; Viridiplantae; Streptophyta; Magnoliopsida; Poales; Poaceae
Source: the annotation of a GenBank genome assembly
AUGGCCGCCGCCGCAUCCGGCAGCGCCCCGCCGCCGGACGCCGCCGGCGCACGGAGGGGGCGCGGCCGCCCCCGCGGGAGCAAGAGGGGGCGCGGGCGCGGGCGCGGGCGCUCGCCGAGCCUGAGGCGGAGCAAGCCCUCGAAGAGGCCCCGGCCGUCGUCGCGGUCGCCAUCCGGGUCGCCCGACGGGCCCCAUUCCUCGCCCCCCCGCGGGGUGGACCUUUCCGCGCCGCUGCCUCCCGGCACCGACGUCGAGGUCCGCGUCGACGACGACGGCUUCCACGGGUCCUGGUUCGAGGCCACCGUGCUCGACUUCACGCCGGCCCGCGGGUACCGCCACCCGGCGCGGUACACCGUCAAGUACGCGCACCUCCUCGCCGACGACGACGAAGGCGUGCUGGCCGAGCCCUUCGCGCCGUCCCACAUCCGCCCGCGCCCGCCUCCGCCGCCCCCGUCGCCCCCGCCGCGCUUCCAGACCCACGACAUCGUCGAGGCGUUCCACAACGAGGGGUGGUGGUCGGGCAUCGUCGUGUCCGCCCCCGCCGGCUCCGGCUCCGGCGCCGCCGGGGUCACCGUCGCGUUCCCCAUCACCCGCGAGGUCAUCGAGUUCGCGCCCGGCCUCGUCCGCCCCCGCCGCGACUACGUCGACGGCGACUGGAUCCCUUCCCAGGUCGCGAUGGUUGUCCGCCCCAAGCGCGCGGUCAAGGUCUACGAGGUCGGGGACAAGGUGGAGGUGGUGAGGCAACGGAGCGCGUACGGCGAGUCCUGGUUCCUCGCCACGGUGAGGGUCGUCGUCGACGACCUUAGCUACGUCGUCGAGUACUUCGAUCUGGAGGAGGGCGAGGGCGGGCCGGAGAAGGCCACCGAGUACCUGCAUUGGUGGUUCAUCAGGCCGGCUGUCGAGCAUGCUCCAAGGGAGAGCGAGUUCAAGCUCCAGCCUGGCGCUGCUGUGGAGGCCUACUGCGAUGGGGCAUGGUCACCAGGUGUGGUGCGAAGGGUCCUCGGCGAGGGUGAGUAUGAGAUCGGUAUUGUUGCCAAAAAGUCAGAAAUGCUGGUGACCAAGGUGGCGCCAUUGCUCAAGCCACAGUAUAAGUGGAAUGGCAAGCAAUGGAAGAUUGCGACCCGUAAGAGACGGGCUAACUCAAGGCGUCGGUCUGUGUCUGGUAAUAGUCCAAGGUCACCAGUUGAGGUGUCAUCCAGUGAUGAAGAACACAGUCUAGGAAAGAGCACAUUAGCCGAAGGUUCUGGACAUGCUUCAGUCUCUGAGAUGGACAUUCCUUUGUCUGCUCUUUGCAAGUCACCAGAAAGCACUCAUUCACCGAAUUCUUUUGUCUCUGAAAAGAACAGUCUUCAAGGUUCACAUGGGAUAGUGAAUUCGGUGCCAAUGAACGGACUCCUUUGUGCUUCUCCAGGACAUUCAGCACCAGUGGACAAUCAAGAAAUCCUGUCUGAUAUGGUUGUUACUGAUGGUGAGCUUAAUGGACCUGUCUCUGGAAGAAGUGUUGGUGGCCAUGAUAUGCUUUCCAUUACUGAACUAAGAAAGAAAAUGGCUUCAGCGCCCAGAAAUAAGAAAAUGGCUUCAGCGCGCAGAAAUAGUGCUGUCACACGCAAACAGGAAAACCCUGCCAAAUCACUCAGGGUGAAGAAAUGUGUAUCGGACAUUAAAGCGGGGAAAAUGCACCCUAUUCAAGGACUUCAGGGAAAGAUUCAGUUGAAGGGCAACAUGAAUUUCUCUACUCCGGACAUUGUUUUAGCUUUGAGUGUCUCUGGGACUGGCCAGACUAUUUUAUCUCCAGAUAGACUGGUGUCAAUAGGGACAAAAAGGGGUUCAAGUACAAAGGUUCUUGCCUCUAAGAAAUUGGCUAACAGGAGAGGAUCCAAAGAACUGUGCAGUUCAAAUAGCUCAUUGGAUGUGACUAGGACUGUCCAGCAGAGAGGAAGCAAGGAAUUGGCAGAGCCAAUGGAAGAAUGUCCCUUAGCAUUGGAGUGUCUGAAUUCUGAUACUCAAAAACAGCUUGAUAGAACUUUGGAGGAUGCACAGAACAUAACUGAAUUAUCAAAUCAGGACCUGUUACCGAUGGUGCCUCCUGGCUUUAAAUCAAUGGAUAAUGGGAGAGGUACUAACAUACAUGAUACUCAAUUUGAUGAAGAGCCAACUGGUACGACCAACAGCCUUAUUGAACCGAAGGGAAAUGAUGACAUGUGCACAGACCAUGCUGCUACCAAAUUAGCUGAAAGCAACCAUGUCAUGGAAACAGCUAUCCUAUGUCUUGAUUGUCCGGCUCAACAAGCCCGUGGGAAAGUGGAUGAGAGGUCAGUUUUACAGAAUGCUGGGAGUUCACAGUGCAUCAUCGACAGUUCUCCAUUGAGGAGCUGCUCUGCUUUUGAGAGCUUGUUGCCUUCACCACAGCCUUUUGAGGACCAGGCUUUGUUCGUCAAGAACUCACCUAUGUGGGAUCUAGUUGAAGCAAUGCAUGUGUUUAAGGAGCUUCCUCAACAACCUCAUUUCCUUCCACUCCAAGAACAUGCCCCAUUACUACGUGAAGGAAUGGCAUUAGGUAUGAUGGUGUCAUUCGCGGACUUAGUGAAGGUUACAAUGGAAGCAAGCAUAGACAACAGCAUGGAAUGGUUCGAGGACAAGAUCAGGACAAUCUCCCAUCUAGAGGCAAAUGGAUUUAGUGUGCAAUUUAUGCAGAGCGCCAUGACCGAUUUGGUCAAGAUAAAAUCUGAGCGCACCAGUUAUCAUGUACAAAUUGGCAAGCUGGAUUCGAAGUUUGUGGAGAAGACAGCUUCGUCCUCCCGAGUUGGUGCACUGCUUGAUGAAAAAGAUAUAGCUGCAGCAGAGCUUGAGCAAGAACUUGGGCGCAUUCGCCAGGAAAGCCAGAAGAUUGCAAAGGAGAAGGAAAAAAUAGAUGCGGAGCUCGCUAGUAUCAAGACAUCGCUUAGUGGGUAUGAGGUUCUGUGCAACGGUGUGGAACGUUAUCUAUGCAUCAAAGUGGGUUCAGAUCUAUGUGCCGUGGUUAUGUUGUGCAAGUCAUUCGGUACCGUUUAUGUAUCUGUAGGUAUCUAUGGCUUAGGGAGCCUGAUGAAGUUUCGACUCUUAUAA